This is a messenger RNA of Pelecanus crispus (Dalmatian pelican), 1527 nucleotides long. The record is from RefSeq and is a predicted model, not a curated record. NCBI's taxonomy places the organism in Eukaryota, Metazoa, Chordata, Aves, Pelecaniformes, Pelecanidae.
GAUUUAAUAUUGAUUUCCUCUAUGCAGGAAAGUAAGUGGACAUCUAGAAUACAAGCCCUUCAUCAUGACCAUGAGACAGAAAAGUCCCUGCUGCUGUCACAGAUUGAGAAGCUUAAAUCAUCAGUGAGAGAAGACUUGAAUAAAAAUAACACCUUUUACAAGAGGAGGAUAGAAGAAUUGGGGCAGAGGCUUCAGGAGCAGAAUGAUCUGAUUAUUACUCAGAAGAAGCAGAUAAAAGAAUUGUCCACAAGAUCAGUUGCAAGCAUUAAACCAUAUGAUGUGAACACUACUGUAGAGCAUCUUGAAGAAUCUAAACCAAGUCUACCACUGAUGCAUGAAAUUGAGAAAGGUGAUCAUAAAGCAGGUAGAAGUAACCACUAUUUAAUAAAUGCUUUGAAGACUGAUCCUUCUUUAACUAAAGAAUUACGAGUUGUUUUGGAGCAAGCCCUGGAGGAGAAGCUGGAAUCCUUGGGAAUUAAAGCAGGUGUUCGCGGUAUCCCAAAUGAGCGCUUAAAUAAAAUUUUGCGUGCUAUUCAAUCUGCUAGAGAAUGCAAACAGAAGCAAGAGCCUGACAUUCAGCGAAUUCGAGAGCAUCUUGAACGCCAAGUUAGCUUUAGGGUUGAAGAGAAAUCAUCAUCUUGUAAUAGACCUGUUUCCUGCCCUCAGCUUCCUUCAGAAGGUAAACAGAAGUUCCAUCAAUUGGGAAUUUCCUCAUCUUCCACACCACGAAAACCAGUAAAACGGUCUUCAACAGCUGUCCGCCCAGCUGAACAAAGAACGGCCAUCGCUGAGAAUACAUCUACACCAAAGAAGCUUUUUGGAAGUGGAGUUUCCAGAAAGACACCUAGUAUCACAACUCCACCAUUCAGUUCAGAGGAAGAAGGAGAUGAAGACGAUAUUAAGCAGUCUUACAUAUCACCAGAAUUAUUGCAAAAGCAGUCAAAAACAUCAAGCAGCAAAGUCAGUGCUUUUCAGAAGGCUUCUGGCAAAAGCGAUAUGGAUGCGACAGAGGAGAGUGAAAUUGAAGAAACUGGAACACCUGCGAAAACUCCAAAAGGAGCAGUUAUUCAGAAACUGACCGAACAAGUUGGAAAGAGUCUUUCUAACCGUGGAAAUAAGAACAAACCAGCUGGAGGGAUUAAUGUUGCGCAGGCAUUUAUUAAGAAAGAAGAGGUGCAAGAACUGAAGUUCACAGAAGUUGAAGAUGAUGAUUGGGAUAUAUCAUCAGUAGAAGAAGACUUACUAUUAAUGAAAGAUGAUAGAGGCCAGAAGGCAUUGACAGUUCAGAAAAAUGAGUCAAACGCUGCAUCUGUGGUACAUGCAUGGGGUCUUCCAAAGACAAGUGUACCAAAGGAGGAAGGCCUUCAUGAAGCUGAUAAUACAAGCACGUUAAAAAGCAGCUUAGUCACUGUAACAGAUUGGAGCGAUUCUUCAGAUAUAUAAUUGUUGCAUUCCUGAUGGGAGGCACUGCUUUCGGGUUCUGUUGGGGUUGAAAAUGUAGUUGAAAACAUCGUGUUUCCUAUUCAU